Messenger RNA from Cavia porcellus (domestic guinea pig), 6193 nucleotides. RefSeq names its product solute carrier family 6 member 2 (gene Slc6a2). The coding region runs from base 133 to 2487 and encodes 784 amino acids. Gene Ontology annotation, biological process: dopamine uptake involved in synaptic transmission; sodium ion transmembrane transport. Gene Ontology annotation, molecular function: dopamine:sodium symporter activity; norepinephrine:sodium symporter activity; neurotransmitter:sodium symporter activity. NCBI's taxonomy places the organism in Eukaryota, Metazoa, Chordata, Mammalia, Rodentia, Caviidae. The record is from RefSeq and is a predicted model, not a curated record. Gene Ontology annotation, cellular component: neuronal cell body membrane; presynaptic membrane; neuron projection. The transcript is spliced from 15 exons.
GACGGGCUUGAUUAGGGUAACUUAAGUGGCCUGAUGACAGCAAAUGACAGCGCUUGUGCUCCUGGGUCGCUGCUUUCUGUGGUCCUUUGGCAGUCCCUUUUGAUGGGACUCGGAUCCUAGUUUUCAGAAUCUAUGAUUCUGUCUCCCUUCGGUCAGAAGUCAGAGCCUGGUGACUUUAGGAGAGCUGUGUGCUACUCCAGGAUAGAGAGGAAAAGUAAGCAGCGGGUCCCUGGGUCCCCGGAGUCCUGGGAGCCUGGCCCCGACGCCCAGGAGCCCGCGCCGCGCCCCCGCCCCUGCCCAUCCCCGGCUGCCCUGUCAGUCUCCAUUAGCGCUAACAGGCUCCAGACCGAGCGGGCUGGGAGCUGGGUUAAUGCAAUCGGCGCGUUACCUGGGGCACAGGCUACAUUACCAGCCCGGCCCCCGCCCGGUGCGAUCAGAAGAGCCAGCCUGCGUCCGUCCGGCCGGCUGCCCAGCGCCUCUAGCCGCGCCCCAGUGCCACGCGGCGGAGCCCGGCCGGGUGGCAUCCCACAGCCCGCAGAGCAGAGCGCUUGGCGUGCGGAUCCCCCAGCUGCAGGACAUAGCUUCGACGUGCUCUCGCCAGCACACAUGAAGUCCCUCUCGCCGGCCGCACCCAUUCUUCUGGCGCGGAUGAACCCGCAGGUGCAACCCGAGAACAGCGGGGCGGACCCGGAGUCCUUGCAACCCUCUCGGGGAUGCAAAACCGCUGAUCUGCUGGUAGUGAAGGAGCACAACGGCGUCCAGUGCCUCCUGGCUCCCCGGGACCGGGACGCGCAGCCUCGGGAGACCUGGGGCAAGAAGAUCGAUUUCCUGCUGUCGGUGGUCGGCUUCGCGGUGGACCUGGCCAACGUGUGGCGCUUCCCCUUCCUCUGCUACAAGAAUGGGGGCGGUGCCUUCCUGAUCCCAUACACCCUGUUUCUCAUCAUUGCUGGGAUGCCUCUGUUCUACAUGGAGCUGGCUCUGGGGCAGUACAACCGGGAGGGGGCAGCCACAGUGUGGAAGAUCUGCCCUUUCUUCAAAGGAGUUGGUUAUGCUGUGAUCCUCAUGGCCCUCUACGUUGGCUUCUACUACAAUGCCAUCAUCGCCUGGUCGUUCUACUACCUCUUUGCCUCCUUCACUUUGAGCCUGCCCUGGACGGACUGUGGCCACGCCUGGAAUAGCCCCAACUGCACUGACCCUAAACUCUUCAACAGCUCUGUGCUGGGCAACCACACCAAGUACUCCAAGUACAAGUUCACACCGGCAGCAGAGUUUUAUGAGCGCGGGGUCCUACAUCUUCACGAGAGUGACGGGAUUCACGACAUUGGCUUGCCCCAGUGGCAGCUUCUACUCUGUCUGAUGCUUGUCGUCAUCAUCCUGUAUUUCAGCCUCUGGAAAGGAGUGAAGACAUCAGGAAAGGUGGUGUGGAUCACGGCCACGCUGCCUUACUUCGUGCUGUUUGUGCUCCUGGUCCAUGGCAUCACGCUGCCCGGCGCCUCCAAUGGCAUCAGCGCCUACCUGCACAUCGACUUCUACCGUCUAAAGGACGCCACGGUGUGGAUUGAUGCUGCAACUCAGAUAUUUUUCUCCUUGGGGGCUGGAUUUGGAGUCUUGGUUGCAUUUGCCAGUUACAACAAAUUUGACAACAACUGUUACAGGGAUGCCAUGCUGACCAGUACCAUAAACUGUGUCACCAGCUUCAUCUCUGGGUUCGCCAUCUUUUCCAUCCUUGGUUACAUGGCCCAUGAACACAAGGUCAACAUUGAGGAUGUUGCCACUGAAGGAGCGGGGCUUGUGUUCAUCCUGUAUCCAGAAGCCAUUUCUACCCUGUCGGGAUCUACAUUCUGGGCCAUCCUGUUUUUCAUCAUGCUACUGACUCUGGGCCUUGACAGCUCAAUGGGAGGCAUGGAGGCGGUCAUCACAGGCCUGGCUGAUGACUUCCAAGUCUUGAAGAGACACCGGAAACUCUUCACAUUGGGAGUCACCCUUGGCACCUUUCUUCUGGCUCUGUUUUGCAUAACCAAGGGUGGAAUUUACGUCCUAACUCUCCUGGACACCUUUGCGGCAGGCACCUCCAUCCUGUUUGCGGUACUCAUAGAAGCCAUUGGAGUUUCCUGGUUUUAUGGUGUGGACAGGUUCAGCAAUGACAUCCAGCAGAUGAUGGGGUUUAAGCCGGGCCUGUACUGGAGAUUGUGCUGGAAGUUCUUCAGCCCGGCCUUCCUCCUGUUUGUGGUGGUAGUCAGCAUCGUCAACUUCAAACCACUCACCUAUGAUGAUUACGUCUUCCCCACCUGGGCCAACUGGCUCGGAUGGGCCAUUUCUCUCUCAUCCAUGGCCCUGGUUCCUGCCUACAUCAUCUACAAGUGCCUCAGCACGCGGGGCUCCCUGCGGGAGAGACUGGCUUAUGGCAUCACACCGGAGAAUGAGCACCAUCUGGUGGCACAGAGAGAAAUCAGGCAAUUCCAGGUGCAGCAUUGGUUGGCCAUCUGAACUUCACCUGGAGGAGGAGGAGUCCACUGUGUCCAGGUCCUGGUCAAAGGCCUCUGCUUCACUCUGACCCUGGACACUGUCUUGGAAUUCUUCUCCUGGAAGACGCUCUUUCCAAUCCCCUCUUCUUUUCUUGGUUACAAAUGACUUAGUAACUAUGAUUUUUGUUCACCUCUGUUCAUCUGGCCUAGGGCCUAUGAGUGUGAAGGACUGGUGAGCCUCAAAGAAGAGGAGAGGAGGAAUCAGUAAAAAGGACUUGUGUGGGAACCCCAGUUUUGGGGGGUAGGUCUCAUUACUUUGGGAGCUCGCCCAAGCUGAAAUCCAUGGCUCAGGUAGAAUCCUUUACCAUGUUUACUUAUAUUUUGGGCCACAGAAGAAAAUCUCAUUCACCCAGUCUGAGAGAGGAUGGGUUUUAGAUCAGACACCAAAAUGUAUCCAGACCAAUUUGGUAUGUGAAUGGGAAUUUCCUAUGUUCCCCUUCUCUUGCCCACCACAAGCACUUUGGUGUCUCAACUUCAUUUUGGGAAUAUCAGCUUAUUUGUCCUUAAAUGAAAUCAGUAGAUUGAUGCUUUUGGGACCUAGAGCAGAAAUCUUCAUAGUUUUUACCCUGGUUAUCUGAAUUUGAUUUGUGUCUGAUCCAGAAUGCUCUUCUGGCUUCUGUUGUUCAGAUGGCCCACAGCCAUUGAUGCCAGGUAAAGAAUGCAGGUGAAGCAGGGAAAGCAGGGUCCCAGAGAAUCUGCACUAGGUAGAGGCAACGAGGCCAAAUGUGUAUUUCAAAUGCACGUGCUAAUCUUAUCCUAUGAGACACAUGGGAUUCUAAAAACUCAUUGGUGUUUCCUGAGAUCUUCUUGGGGAAAUUGGACAGGGUCUUGGGUAAGCCAAGUGUGAGGAUAAACCAUAGGGAACUCUGCUGUCCUUUUAGGGCCAGAGGAGUAACAAACUAUCCUAUUUACUGUUCAUGGACACUAGGAAAACCUUCCCUCACCCCACCAGCGUGAGUAAUGGGGAAUUGACCCUGAAAACUCCUUUUGUCUCUUGUUAAGAUCUAGACACCUGGGUACCUUGGAUGGGGUGGAGUGGGGCAAAACACUCCACAACCUAAUCACUCAAAUUGAGAAAAUAUUCUGAGUGGAAGAAAGGGUUGGUGGGUUUUGACAUUCCUGGCUUUACUUCUGGUAAAACUCCCAAGUGCUUGGUUUCAAUUCGAUGAGCAAUGAUUGGUGGUUUGGAAAACUGGUGGCAUUCAUUCGAGAUUUCUAUUUAUGGGCUGAGUCACAGGAAGUCAUUGAGAAAUUGUGCAUUCCUAUUUUGACUGUGUGAGUCCCUGUUGCACAUAAGACCACUUCACUUACCCUGGGAGUGGGAAGAACUUCGAGAAUGUGCUGUGGCUAAAGCCAGGAUGUCUGUGAGCCCCUUAGAUACUGCAAUUUGAGGGCAAGAUUGAGUCAUUUGGAGACAGUGAAAGCUUAUCUCUGAGAGCCGUUGGGUUUUUCUGCUGAGUCAAAAUCUUGAGGUCACUCUUUAGAGAAUAAAGAGAGGAACAAUUUUUUGACCUUUCAUUAAAAGAAGGCCAGUGUAUGACCUGAGGUAGCCUAAGUGGCUUGGGCCCUUGGGAAAGAGGAGGCCAGCUGCACACAGAUAGAAUGGAUCAGGUGCUGGUCUAGAUCCCUUGACUCCUUCCAUGAGAGAUAAUUCCUUCCUAAAUGUUAUCAUUUUUUAAAUUUUAACAAAGCACUUUUCCCAUGUUGUCCCCUAGCUUCCCCAUGUGUGUGUACAGCAAGGCUGGCUCCUAUUUCCCCACUUCCCUGGUGAGAAAACUAAGACUGGAAUUUCAGUUCAUGUAGUUGAAGGACUGACCUCCAAGGAAUUGAGUUGGUGCUUCAUGCAUAAGCUCAGCUCUCAGCUCAGAGAACUCAGAAUAUGUUCACCAUAUGGUCCAUCCCACCUAGGACUGUCUUGAGACACAGAACACCCAGAAAUCUACUCAAAAGCAAAGGAGCACUUCUUAGCCAAAGAACAAUGUGUUGGAACAAAGAGAAGAGAGAAAAGAGUGGCAUUCAUUCUUACCUGGCUGCUUGCCAGACAGGAAAUGGUUUAGUUGCUGUACACCCUUUUAAUGAAAAUAACUACUUGCUGAACAGUGGAGCCUGAGAAGCUAAAUUCAUCUGGCUGACCUGAGCACCCACUCAGAAAGGCUCAUGUGCAUUAGAUCACAGCCAGCUUGCUAAUUUUUUCUUAGUCGCCUGCACUGUGGUCGUUCUGCCUCUAGACACUGUCCUCGGGGCUAAUUAGAGGAGUGGUGCUAGCUGAAUGAUCAUCAAACUAAUGCCAUGGUGCUGCCUCGGGGUGAAGUUGACUCCUGAGUCUGGGGUAGAUGGAGCAGUUCCUAGUUCCAAUCCUAGGUACCCUGAGGGAGUAGAGGUACCCAGAAAGGCCUUGAAGAUUCUCACAGAGGUGCUGGGAGACCUCUGGGUUCACCUUUCUAGCUACACAUAACAGAGAAAGACUAUAUGCUUCAUCCUAAGUAAUGACUGACAUCUUUUUUGUAAUCUUUUUUUUAAUAGGAGAAGUCACCCAGGACCAGGGUACUCCUGUGUAUUAUAAUACGACACUAGACACUUUUGAUAUUUUACUAGAUUUUAAGAGAAUUAUUAUUUUCCAUGAAAUGUAAGAGAUCUGUUUAAGACCAUCAUGUUGACAUCCUUCUACUCAAUGUCUAGUUAUUUAAUAUUUACAUGUUAGUCUUUAUUCUAGAUGCAAAUGAGACAAAGGAAGAGGGGAGCUGCCAACUCUUGCCAAAUAUCUUGCUGAAAAAGAUUCCCUAAACUGCCUUAAUUCUCAGAGAAGAAAGGUUCUUGCCCAGGUGGGAAUCUGUUUCUUGCCAUGUGAUCUCUUUUCCAUCUUUGAUCAUGUAAAAACUGAAGCCUUCUUACCAAAGAAGUCAUUACUUUUAAUCCCACUGGACUCACUUUAUGUGUUUUUAAUUUCUUUUGAAAGGCACGGAGGGGAAAAUCACACAGUGUACACAGGGUGGUGGAGAAGCAGAACACUAAGAGUUGCAAAGACCUGGGUCUGCAACUGUCUAGCUGGGUGGCCUGGGAAGAAAAGCUUCACAUCUUUUUUGGUUCAAGGUUAUUUGUUUGCAAAAUCAGGGAUUGGAUCAGAUAAUGAAAGGUCCCAUCCAAUUAAAAACAAAAAAGCCAAACAACCUUUAUAGCUCCAUAGUGUUCUUGUGCUAAAUUUGCAAUGAAGAAAAUACAUUCUUUGCUAUAAGAUUUUCCAAAAUGAUUUAUAAUCAUAAGCAGACCACUUAGAAAUAUCAGAUUUUUGUCCUCUAAAACUUUUGAGAUUUUUAGAUAUUUAGUAGUUCCACUUUCUCAGAUAUUUCUCCAGCAGAUGCCAGAAAUCCUUGGUAUUUGAAUUAAAUAACACCAGCCCUUCUCUUUACAGAACUGGAGGGUGAUAUUCCGUCAUGCCCAUAAACAGCAUGACUGCACUGGUGACUGUGAAGACAUUGUGGGGUGCCUGCCCAUGUCUCUCUGUAUCUCAGUCUUUGUGAAAAUGCAGACUAUUUCAAUAAUGUCCUCUCUGUGUCCUGGAUGUGGUAGUGUCCCGCAAAUCUCUAUUGUCUGACUUGGAUUUGUUUUAAAAGUUGUUCUCUUCAUGGAAGAAUAAAUGUAAAGAAAAAUAAAUGAUAUUUCCUGUGGCA